UAUCUGUGAAGCAUAUGCGGUGUGCGUAUUAUUUUGCUUUUAGUAUUUAAAUAAUUAAUUAACAGGUCUUAUAAUUAAGAAAUUGGUUGUUGUCGGAUUUUUUUAUGUAAUUUAAAAAUGUGGUUGGUGAUUUUUCCCACUUUUAUAACUUCAAAUAGUGUGUAAUGCAACUAACGCGCGCCCUUUCUUGUUAGAGGGACUUCAAAAUGGCGUCAAGUAUCGAAUGUGUUUAUAGAUAGACGCGAUAGCAUGUGUGUUAAAAGUGGGCUAAAAAUAGAGGUCUUGCAUGAAGUUUGUUGCAUAAAUUGUGAUGAAAAAUGUCUAAUACAGUGAUUACUAACUAUACGGACCUAAAUGGACCAUCAACUAAAACUGAUAGUUCUGUGGUUGUUAUUGUAAACAAGGAUGGAUCCUUGUCGGUGGACCAGAAUUUACUGGGUACUCUUAUGGGAAGUGAUGGAUCUCAAGCUGCUGGUAUAAGUGUAGUCCGCGUCGGUCACGAGGGCCGUCCGGACGAUGCUACAGACUCAGAAAAUGAAGAUGAUAAAGUCCCUCAUGUAACUUUGUCAGUUGAUAGCUACUAUAAUGAGCCUGACAGUAUCAUUAAAUAUGAUAGUGGAGCGGAAAUGUUACAAUCUUUAAGAAUAGAAACAAGAGAGAACAGUUUGAUUGGUUUCCAAAAUGAUCAUUGCUACACACCUUUAACAUCUCCAAGUCAAGUUCUACCACAAAAAAGUGAAACAUUCACACCGUUUGAUGAUCCCGUGAUUGAGAUUACUCACACUCCUCCACCGAAACCUGUUGCUACACCUAAAAAAAUUACUAUUUUAGAACAACAAAUAAUACCUAAAGGUAAAAAAAUUGUUAUUAAUUCAUCAGAACCAUCAGUAAUAUUGAAAGGAAAUGAUCUUUUAACAAAACCUUUACCAGUUCUAACAAAAUCAAAACUAUUGAAUGAAGUAACGAAGCCUUCUGAAGCAAUAACAAAAUCUGAAGAAAAUACAGAAUCGUCAUCAGCAAGCUCUUCUGGUGAUAGUAUACAAGACAGAGAUUCAGAUUCUGAUUACAAAGAUUCAAAUGAUAAAUCAGGUCCUCAAAAGUUAAGACGGCAGAAAGCAAAACCAAGAAUACUUAAGAGCGUUCAUGUGGCUAGAGCUGCUAAAGUAGAUCCUAAGACAGCAUCAAAAUUGAAGAUAAAUAAGAAUGCUAUUAAGAGAGAUAUUAAAGAAAAACUUUUGAGUAAGAAUCCCUUGCUGGAAAAGAAGCAAUUAGACUUAGACUCUGUGCUCCCAGCUAAAGUUCAGACAUCUCCCGCUGUUGCUGAAACACCUAAACCAGUACCUAAACCUACUUUAACAAAAGUUGUUAAAAGAGAGAAGAAAACGCCAGCACACAUGACAGCACUAUUAUCAGAUAUGACUUCUUUAUUCUCUUCACCUGAUGUUAUUAGAAGAGUGUCAACUGAAAAUAAAUUACCUAACAAAACUGAUAAAGAAGCUCCAGUGAUAACAAAGAAACCCAGUGAUCUCAUAAAACCUCUUGAAUCAAAUGAAGUUAAACCUGUCUCUCAACUAGCACCCAUUUCCAAAUCAGAAAGUUCAGAAGAAAUGAAACCUAUAGUCCCACAAAAAACAUAUAUGAAACAGUCAAGGAUAUCAAACAUACCAGAAAAGAGCACCAAAAACUAUGAUCCUAUGCCUCAAUUAGAUGACGCCAGUCUAGCGCAAAUAUUGCAGGAUACAACUACACAGUCAAUGAAAGUACAGCCAAGUAUUGCAACUAAUGUCAUAAAUAGUCCAGGGUUAGCGGGACCCCUCUCACCAACCCUAGACUUACUAGGUGGUCUACAACCAGAGGAAGAUGGAUUGACUGAAGAUUUGUUGAUGCAUGUUGCUCAGUUAGUUGAAAGUUCAGAAAAUUUACAAGAAGUUAUAGACAAGCAGGUGCUAGGUAAAGUCGAUCCCUCGCCUGCCAAAACUCCAGUGCAAUUGCCUUAUCAGCCUCAAACACCUAGUAAUCUUUAUGCAACACCACCUCUUGUGAAACAGGCAGUAAAGACAGCUGUGCCUCGGAAAGAUCCCAUAGAAAUAGUUAGGCGAGAUGGACGCGUUAUUACCUUGCCUCCAAUCGAGGCACCUGCUACUAGAUCGUCUAAAAGGAAGAGUCAAGUUGAAACCGUAAAUGUCUUGGAUAGCUCGGCACCGAGAGUUCCAGUCCAAUUACAACCAACUAUUCUUACUACUCCUGAACCUACAGUACAACAGGUUGCAAAACAGUAUUCAAAUAAAAAGUUAUCGCAGAAAAAACAAGAACAAGCACUUCAAUCAACAGCUAUUGAAAAGAUAUCUCUAGAGUCUCAAGAAAGUUGGAAUUCAGAAGAUGAUCCUAAUAGGUUAUGGUGUAUAUGUAAGCAACCACACAAUAACAGGUUCAUGAUAUGUUGUGAUGGGUGUGAAGAUUGGUUUCACGGCAAAUGUGUCAACAUCACCAAAGCAAUGGGUCAACAAAUGGAAGAACAAGGGAUUGAAUGGAGAUGUCCUAACUGUGUUAAAAAUACAAAAACUCCUGCCAAGAGUACAGCCAAGUUAUCAGUAACACCAAGGGAGAAUGUAGUAAGUACAACUCAGCCUGCUAUCACCAAAGAGUUAGCCUCAAAAACUACUUGUAUUGUUUGUAAGAAACCCGCACGAGCCAGUAGUAUUUAUUGCAGUGAUGCAUGUAUACUUAAACACGCACAAGACUCAUUAGGGAGUCAAACCCCCACAUCUAAAAGUGAAAACUCUAGUGGCAAAGCACCUGAGAAACCUAAUUCUGAAUCUAGGGUCAUAGUUUACGAAAGAAAAUCAGGAAGACUUUUGGCAGGUCCAAACGCUCCUACUGCUGAAAACUUAAAAACUUGGCUCCAAAAGAAUCCUACAUUUGAAGUUGUUAGGCCAGGGACAUUAAGUGCAAUUAAGCCUAAUAUACCCAAAAAGAAAUCUACAAAUGAGCCAAAUAAAAUUCAAACCACUCUUAAUUUCACUAGAAUUCCUAAAAAACCAGUUGAUCAAACCAUUCAGCCGAAAACUCCACAUUCAGAGGCGAAAGAAAAAGUGAUAAAGGCUCUUCCCCCACCUAAAGAAGACGUUAAAGCAACACCUCAACCAAAAAUUCCUGUGACACCUAAGUCUCAACCACAACAAAUAUUUGAAACACCUAAGUCAACUAAACUUGCAACAGAGUCUAAAAAACCUGUUCGUGCAACUACAAGUCGAUCGCAGUCGUUGAUGGAUAAGCCGCAAGUAGUUUCGCCAUCGACGUCGCGACGGAAAGACACACCAGAUAAGAGAACAAGAAUGAGCACCGAAGAUCCUAUCAGAGAAAAUGUGCGCAAAGCUUUACAAGAACAAAUUUCGAUUCGUAUGGCGGAAAGUGAUGGACCCAAGUUUACAGAAGAAGAGAUACAACAGUUCGCAAAUGAUACUGAGUUUGAAUUACACGAACUAUUCAACCGAGAUGUCGGUAUGAAAUAUAAAGCUAAAUACAGAUCGUUAAUGUUUAAUAUAAAAGAUCGUAAAAAUCUGUCACUCUGGGAAAAAAUAUGUGAGCGUGUUAUCACCCCUAAACAACUGGUACGAUUAUCGCCAGAAGAAUUAGCAAGUCAAGAAUUAGCUCAAUGGAGAGAUAAGGAAGCCAAGCAUCAAUUGGAGUUAAUUAAAAAAUCAGAAAUCGAUCUUUUAGCUGCAAGCAAAACAUAUGUUUUAAAAACACACAAAGGAGAAGAGGUUAUGGAAACAAAGGAGUCAGUUUCAACAGAAUUGGAUCCAAAUGUAGCAGUGGAGGACUUGGUAACAGUACUGAAUGAUGCUGUUGGAGAUGGAUUACCAGAUGAAAAUGAACAAAAGAAACAAGAAGAAUCGCACAAAAAGCAUGGCGCUAGUAAAAAGAAAGAUAAAGAUAAAGGUAACUCUAGAAAAAAAGACAAAGAAUCUAAAAGAGACUACGAAAAAAGAAGUUCACGAUCUUCCAAACGAAAAUCAGAUAUAAAGGAAAGAGAACAUCGUUCAUCCCGACGGUCGAUUAAAAAAUCUAGAUCGAGAUCUAAAUCAAAGGAAAGAUCAAAAACUGAGUCUGUCAAAGAAAAAUCUGACUCUCGAGACCGUUCAAGGCACAGAUCGCGAUCAAAGUUAAGAUCUAAAAGAAAACCUAGAGAACAUUCCAGAUCUGACUCGAGAGAACGCGCUCAAUCGCGUUCCUUACGACGUUCAUCGCGACGAUCUCACUCCAGAGACAGUGGAAAGCGAAGCUCAGGAGAAACUCGAUCGCGUUCCACCCGACGCAGUACGGAAGAUAAAUUUAAACAUAGAUCUAGGUCUCAAGAGGCUGCUUCAAAUAAAAAUAAAAAUGACUCAACAGAUUCUGAUUCUAUCGAAAGACCGAAAUCUGCAAUGAUGAAGGAAGCACAUCCCGAGUAUGAUCCCCAUGAACCGAUGAUAACAUCAGCCUUUUCAGAAGAGGACUUGAGGAAAUCAAGGGAAGAUGUUUACGAAGAUACUUACAAAAAUGAAAUAUCAGAGUAUGGAAAUGUUGAAUACGAUCCCACGAAGGCAUUUACCAUUGAUACCAACAUAGCCUUGCCUGUGCCUAAAUAUGAAAAACAGGAUAAAUCUGAAGCAGAAAGUGAUCAGGAACCUACUAGUACAGUAGAACACUCAGCGGCAACAGUGUGGAACGGUUGCAUUAAUAUGGUGGAUGUCGCCCGGUUCUAUGUAGCAGCUCAUGAGGUGUCUGGAAAUGCAAUAGACUUGGAAGACGAUUUAGCUCCAGAACUGGAUAUUGUGGGCAGAAUAAAUCCAGAUACAGUUUGGGAGUAUAUUAGUAAGAUGAAACGAGCUAGUAACAAGGAUAUUAUCAUACUGAAACUUCAAGCAGCAAAUGACGAAGAAAGGAUGCAGUACAUUGCGUUGUAUAGUUACCUAAGUAGUCGCAAUAGAUUGGGCGUGGUAAAAGUAUCAAACACAGCAACUGUAAAAGAUUUUUACAUAGUUCCAAUACCAGCAAACACUUCUUUACCUCCAGUUUUAUUACCUCUUGAUGGACCUGGUCUCGGGGAAGUGAAGACACAUCUUCUAAUAUCGAUCAUAAUAAGACAAAGAAAGAAACGCCUAGCUCCUCAUAUUCCCAAAGACAUUGUACCAGCGAAGGUGGCGCGUGAGUCCCGCAAGAAAUCCUACACACCGCCACUGUCUCCGCGACGCCGCGCGCUCCCCAUGCCGGCCUUCACGUCCACGGCUCUCUCCACCUCGGUAAAGGAUAAAAUUGCUGCUUCGUUGGCCGCUGCCGACGACGAAGAGGCGUACAGUCCAGGAUCAUCAUCAGGUAGCAAUAGUGCUUCAGCGCCCUCUCUUCCGCCUAACUCGAGUUCGCUAAGAAGUAAAAUGGAAGAACUGAAUCGACAAAUUGAAGAACAAAAACAACAAAUUCUAAAGAUGACACAAGCCGAUUCCUCAGUGGGAGAAGAGAACGAGGCAUAUUCACCAUCAAGACCAUUGACUCCGCCUGCGCCAGUUGUACCACUAGCAGAUAUUGCAUUACCGUCAAACCUUCAAGAAAUUCUUGCCACGAUAAAACAACGCUCGGAAACAACAACUGCGGACGUCGACAUGCGUACACUACCUAUGCCUUAACUAUUUAAAGAGGGACAUUUAUAAUUAUUUUAUAUUCAUUAUAGGCAGUGCAGUAUAGGAUUAAGUUUGUAAAAUUAACUUGUAGACGGCAAUAUUUAAUUGCAAUUAAUUGUAUUUUAAGUUAAUUAGUAAAUCUACAGAAAACAUAAUAUAGAACAUAGUGGAUGAAAAAACGGAUUCUGUUUGCAAGGUUUAUCCUUUUUUGUGGAUUUUCAUGACAAUGAUAUUGUUUCGUGUUACGAAAUUUCCAAGAUUGUUAAACAUAUAUACAUCUCAUAAA
Molecule: messenger RNA, 5946 nt
Organism: Melitaea cinxia (Glanville fritillary)
Lineage: Eukaryota; Metazoa; Arthropoda; Insecta; Lepidoptera; Nymphalidae
Gene: pps
Product: death-inducer obliterator 1
Exons: 17
Coding region: 318-5666 (1782 amino acids)
Biological process (GO): DNA-templated transcription
Cellular component (GO): nucleus
Molecular function (GO): protein binding
Source: RefSeq, a predicted model, not a curated record